Coregonus sp. 'balchen' is the source of this 1699-nucleotide messenger RNA. The record is from the annotation of a GenBank genome assembly. Lineage: Eukaryota; Metazoa; Chordata; Actinopteri; Salmoniformes; Salmonidae.
UGUUGAGAUGUUGACUGAGGAUUUCAUGUCAUCCGCACCUAUGAUGCCCCUUGAAAUACUUAACGGGGGGCAACCAACAAAGGUAAUCAAUUAAUCUGUGUUUUGCUUUACCAGUUACUCACGUGCAUUAGAAUGCAUAUAGCAAACUACAUCUGAAUGCACAGAAAUAAUUGUAUGCCUUUUUCUCUGAAUGUGUAAGCUGUUUGUAACAUAGCCGUUGCCUUGUCGCUAUGCAGGCCAAACCUGAGGAGCUGGAGAUGCCCACCCCUCCGUCGCUGCCGGCCCCGCUGAGCGAUAACCUGAUAGACUUCUCAGACCCAACCCCAGUAGUAAGUCUAUAGACCCCUUCUGCUGCCUCACGCUUCAGCUGCUGUAUCUGUUACCUUGAGUAGUUUAAACUUACCAAAAAUGUGUGUGAUUCGCUUCCAAGUUCAAACCCAAUAGGCUUUGUUGACAGGUCAACUACUUACUUGGGCCUCAUUGUGCCAAGUGAUGGGUGUUUGAGUGUAACUCUUCAAUAUUGUUCUCUUGUAGUUACCACCACCACCACCAGUGCAAUCUAAACCCAUGAUAUCACCUCGCUGGAACAUCCCUGCUGCUGCAGUGAGUACUGAUGGACUUGGACUGUCUGUCCUCUGGGCUUUAAUGCUCCUGUCUGUCUAUAGUCUGCCUGUCUGUCCUGGGUUUAAGUAGGUCUGUGUAUUUUAGUCUUGUCUGUCUCUAGACUGUCUGUACGUCAGUGUACAUCUCUCUUGUAGCUGCCUCAUGUAGAGACUGACCCAGCCAGUCCACUUUCCUUCUCAUCCCAUUCUAACACAGCCACCCACCGCCAACUUUACUAAUGGCCUCCUUGACCUUGACCCCUCUGCAAAGACCGCCGCCCCUCUCCAACCUGAAGGGGGGGCUCUCACCCCAGCCCUGCACCCCCAUCUCUCCUCUCAAACACACAAUGUGAUUGACACCAGGUAACUCCGUCAUGACAUGUCAUCAUCUCUGCCUUGUCCUAAUGCGCUUUAGGUCAUCUCAUCUGGACAUUGUGGUCAUAGUAGCUAGUCUUAGUUGCUAUGUGCUUUUGGCACCAUGCCAUAUGCUGUGUUGUAAAGAGUAGACAAUAUAAUUCCCCCUCCUGUUAAUAAUUGAAGCCUGUAGUGAUUAACAUCCCCAUUUACUAAUUAUGUUCCUGAUGAGCUUCUAUGUCUUGAUAUAGCUUGGUGAAGGCUGGAACUAAAUGUUUCAAUUUCCACUACAUCUCUGCAGAAGUUAUCAAGUUUGGCUGUACUGCUGAAUAAAGUCUAUUAGUUAAGAUGAAUGUUGUGAACACUAAAAGUUAGUAGGCUUUCUGGGUUUCAAAUUUUACAAUUGAAAAAAAACAAUGCGCACAUCAGGUAAAUAUAAUUAUUUAAUGGUGCAGGCAGGUCUCCUGGAACAAUAUGCAUAGAAUGAUGGAUGUGAACCAUCGUACAGUUUCUCAUUUUGGUUUCUCAUUACGUUGUGGUGUUCUCAUGCAUCACAGUAUACUGGUUAGCGAUACAAUAUUCCUAAUCUACUAGAAUAUUACUAUGAUACAUUAACUUAUGUUGUACACACUGAAAGGUGUUCUGGGAUUUUUAUUUAGUUGUGUUCUCCUCUCACCAGCAUUGUGGCCCACCCACCCAAAGAGCACGGCACCAAGCACAAAGGUCUGUUGACCACUGAGCUC